UGUAGACAUGCCACAAAUGCCACUGCCUCCUUUGGCACAGAAUGCUAUCGAACCCAUGCAAGUCGAUGCUCCAAUGGAGGAUAACGACAAUAACGAGGAACACCACCUAAUUGUGGAGAAUCCAACUUUGGACUUGGAGGUUUAUGCAAAUUCGUACGUGGGCUUGGCUCGACUAUAUCGUUUGAUUUUCGUGGCCGACGUUUGUCCAUCCCUGCGGCUGGAAGCUUUGAAGAUGGCCAUCAACUAUGUAAUGACCACCUACAACGUAACAAUGUAUCAAGUUUUACAUAAAAAACUUAACGACAUAUAUGUGAAUAGUAACGGAACUGGUGGUGGGGGAGCGAACGUUUCUGGCGGUGCUCUUCCUGAUAUAGCGGCUCAACCGGCUUUGUCUGGUCAGGGUGAUUUGCCAGUUUUUGAUCAAAGUUGGGUAGAAGCGAAGAGUAAGAAAGCGGCCCUUAAAUUGGAGAAGUUAGAUUCGGACCUUAAAAACUUUAAAUCUAGCUCAAUUAAAGAGAGUAUACGAAGGGGCCACGAUGAUCUCGGCGACCAUUACCUAAGUUGCGGGGAUUUGUCAAACGCACUUAAAUGCUAUUCGAGAGCGAGGGAUUAUUGCACCAGUGGCAAAGACGUGGUCAACAUGUGUUUGAACGUGAUAAAGGUGUCGCUGUAUUUGCAGAAUUGGUCGCACGUCCUGAGCUACGUUUCAAAAGCUGAGAGUACUCCCGAUUUCAGUGAAAAUUCGAAGGAUGCAAAUCAGGCCGUUCUGACUCGUCUAAAGUGUGCGGCUGGAUUAGCCGAAUUGCAGACCAAAAAAUACAAAUUGGCUGCUAAAUUCUUUCUGCAGGCCAGCUUUGAUCAUUGUGAUUUUCCCGAAAUGAUUUCACCAAACAAUGUCGCCAUGUAUGGAGGUCUUUGUGCAUUGGCGACUUUUGAUCGUCAGGAACUGCAGAAAAAUGUGAUUUCAUCAAGCUCAUUUAAGUUGUUCCUUGAAUUGGAACCGCAACUAAGGGAUAUUGUAUUUAAAUUUUAUGAAUCCAAAUAUGCGUCAUGUCUAACACUACUCGACGAAAUAAGGGAUAACCUUCUAUUGGAUAUGUACAUUGCACCCCAUGUCAAUACCCUAUAUACUAAAAUUCGAAACCGUGCUUUGAUUCAGUACUUCAGUCCUUAUCUAUCAGCCGAUAUGCGUAAAAUGGCUACAGCCUUCAACCGCACUGUUGAAGCUCUCGAGAACGAGGUAAUGCAAUUGAUACUGGAAGGACAAAUACAGGCGCGCAUAGACUCACACAAUAAGAUUCUUUAUGCCAAGGAAACCGACCAACGCAGCAGCACCUUCGAGAGAGCCAUUCUGAUGGGAAAGGAGUAUCAAAGACGCACGCGGAUGCUAGUGCUAAGAGCUGCUCUACUUAAGAGCAAUAUUCAUGUUAAGAGUAUUCCACGGGAUUCUGGAAAUCACGUAACCGAUUUAUGUGUUGCUGCCGGUUCAAGUACCCCAACUACCGCAAGAAUUUAAUACCCCUGCAUAUU
Molecule: messenger RNA, 1530 nt
Organism: Musca vetustissima
Lineage: Eukaryota; Metazoa; Arthropoda; Insecta; Diptera; Muscidae
Gene: CSN1b
Product: COP9 signalosome complex subunit 1b
Exons: 4
Coding region: 8-1516 (502 amino acids)
Cellular component (GO): COP9 signalosome
Source: RefSeq, a predicted model, not a curated record